Aspergillus udagawae is the source of this 897-nucleotide messenger RNA. RefSeq names its product putative alpha/beta hydrolase. The coding region runs from base 1 to 897 and encodes 298 amino acids. Gene Ontology annotation, cellular component: mitochondrion. The record is from RefSeq and is a predicted model, not a curated record. The transcript is spliced from 5 exons. NCBI's taxonomy places the organism in Eukaryota, Fungi, Ascomycota, Eurotiomycetes, Eurotiales, Aspergillaceae.
AUGUCUGCCGCUUUAAAGAAUUUGGGUCAAAGUCUCGCCCGCAUAAAACCACUUUCUUCGCCGGCUGCAGCUUCAAGGGUCGCUCUCACUUAUGAACUACAUAGCCUCACACCUGCAGGUUGCAAGAAUUUAGAUGCCGACAACCAUGUGCCCAUAAUAUUUCUGCAUGGAUUCCUUGGAUCGAAGAGAGAAAACCGAAGGAUGAGCAAGUUAUUGGCUAGAGAUCUAUCGAGACCGGUCUUCGCUGUAGAUCUUCGUAAUCAUGGGGAGUCGGGCCAUCACUUGAAACAUGAUUACAUGGAAAUGGCUCUGGACGUUGCAUCUUUCAUGCAGAGCCAUGGGAUGGAGAGAGCAACACUUAUCGGUCAUUCUAUGGGCGCCAAAACUGCUUUAACACUUGCUCUUCAGCUCCCAGAUCUCGUCUCCGAUGUUGUAGCCAUCGACAACUGUCCAAUCCAUUUACCUCUGACGGAUGAUUUUCGAGGGUAUCUAAAAGGAAUGGCAAAAGUCAGGGAUGCCAAGGUGAAAACCCACCACGAGGCUGAGAUGAUUCUGCGAGAAUAUGAAGAUUCUCUAUCCAUACGGUUAUGGUUGCUGAGCAAUUUUGUUAAAGACAGCGACACGCCAUAUCUAAAAUCCCGCGUUCCGUUGGAUAUACUCAACACCGCAUUGUCUCCCCUGGGCGAUUUCCCACAUAAGAACGAGACAGUAAAAUUUCACAAUCCUACACUUUUUAUUCGGGCGCUUCGAAGUCAUUAUAUCCCGGAGAAUGCCCUUCCGGUCAUGUCUUCCUUCUUUCCUCAGUCACGGAUCGUCAAUAUAGAUUGUGGACACUGGGUAGUUCAGGAGCGGCCGGAGGAGCUGAAAUCAGGUGAUUUACCUAUUUCUUUAUCCUAA